UUUGGCUACUGGGGUAACAAAGGUGCCGUGUCUGUACGCUUUUCCUUCUACGGUCACAUGAUCUGCUUCCUCAACUGCCACCUUGCAGCUCACAUGCACAACGCCCUUCAACGCGUUGAUGAGUUUGAGUACAUUCUGGAAACUCAAGACUUUGACAUAUUUGACACUCCUCAUGUUCUGGACCACAAGGUGGUUUUCUGGUUUGGUGAUCUGAACUUCCGUAUCCAGGACCAUGGUUUGCAUUUUGUCCGCUCAUCCAUCAACGGUGGGCGCCUCAAUUUGCUGUGGAGUAAGGAUCAGCUCAUUAUGAUGAAGAAAAAGGAACCCUUUCUGCAGGAGUUUGAUGAAGGGCCGCUGAAUUUUAAACCCACCUACAAAUUUGACCGUAAAGCUGACACAUAUGAUAUCAGUUCUGUGAAGACAUGGUUGGGUUUUAAUGGCAAGAAGAGGAAGCCAGCCUGGACGGAUCGGAUCCUCUGGCGGAUCAAACCCAAAAGUCUCCCAUCAGAAGAGGAUGAUGAUGGCGAUGAGAAGGCAUCGACUUCCACUGAUAAUGAGCACGACGAGUAUCCGAUCCUGAUCACCCAGAACGCAUACACCAGUGUGAUGAGCUACGGAGUGAGUGACCACAAGCCGGUCAUUGGAAACUUCACUCUUGAGCUGAGGAAAUAUUUCGACACACAACUGGUACAAGUGGCACCAGAGGGCGAAUGGAGCGCAGACCAAAAUGCAGUUUUGACCUACACUGUCCAAGAGGACUUUAUGUCUUCCACAUGGGACUGGAUUGGCCUCUACAAGGUGGGAUUCAAGAGUGCCUCUGACUACGAAACCUUUGUUUGGGUCAGAGAAAAUGAACUUCCGGAGGUGAACGAGGUCAUAGAGAGAUCAGUGGAUAAAGAUGAGAUCCCUCUGCUAAGCGGAGAGUAUGUUUUGGGUUACUACAGCACAAACCUGAACAGCAUCGUUGGCCUUAGUGACACCUUUAAAAUCCUGGAGUCAAAGCGUGCUGCUAUGGAAGGACUUGUACCCAAAGACAUCAAUGGGAUCAACAAUUAGAAGCAAUCCCCACAGCGUGCCAUUUUAUUCUAUGUCUUGACUGUGAUUUAACCUUCAAACUGCCCAGUCUCUUGAUUUGAUGGUUGGAAAACAAAACAAAAAACGUGUAUUUGUUGUUUACCUAAAGAUUCAUUCUUCUAAAGCUGGAUUUUUGGUCAAGAAAAAAUAUAUAAUAAAAAUUGAACACACUUUAAUGAAUGACAAUCAGAUGUUUUGCUGGUCCUUUUAGGCUUCUAGGAGAAACAUAAAUAAAUACAUUAAUGAACUUGGUGAACUUCAAAGCUUAAGUAAGAUCAUUGCUGUGGACAUGUUCUGGCUCAGUUCAAUAACUGUUGGAAACGAGUUAUUUUGGUCUAAAUCCAUGGUCUCUCAUGUUUAUACAAAUCAUGAUUUUAAAGCGGUAUAGUCAUUUUUUUUUUAUAAUUUGUACACCAGCGCCUCAC
Cyprinodon variegatus (sheepshead minnow) is the source of this 1499-nucleotide messenger RNA. It is a transcript of the gene inpp5kb, whose product is annotated as inositol polyphosphate 5-phosphatase K-like. Gene Ontology annotation, biological process: negative regulation of peptidyl-serine phosphorylation; negative regulation of glycogen biosynthetic process; negative regulation of insulin receptor signaling pathway. The annotation marks the transcript as partial. The record is from RefSeq and is a predicted model, not a curated record. NCBI's taxonomy places the organism in Eukaryota, Metazoa, Chordata, Actinopteri, Cyprinodontiformes, Cyprinodontidae. Gene Ontology annotation, molecular function: inositol bisphosphate phosphatase activity; phosphatidylinositol-3,4,5-trisphosphate 5-phosphatase activity; phosphatidylinositol-4,5-bisphosphate 5-phosphatase activity. Gene Ontology annotation, cellular component: cytoplasm; ruffle; plasma membrane. The transcript is spliced from 10 exons.